Molecule: messenger RNA, 597 nt
Organism: Salvia miltiorrhiza (redroot sage)
Lineage: Eukaryota; Viridiplantae; Streptophyta; Magnoliopsida; Lamiales; Lamiaceae
Product: secreted RxLR effector protein 161-like
Exons: 1
Coding region: 1-597 (198 amino acids)
Source: RefSeq, a predicted model, not a curated record
AUGGAUUUAGUCACUAAUGCAGGAUUGUUGGGAUGUAAACCUUGUAGCACACAUAUGAAUUCUAGAAAGUCAUUGCAGCAAGAUGUUGGUACUCCACUCAAUGAUGUUACUCAAUACCGUAGACUCAUUAGAAGGCUCUUGUAUCUAUGCAUAACUAGGUCAGAUAUUACUUUUGUAGUUCACAAGUUAAGUCAAUUUCUUACUAAGCCAUGUGAUGGACAUAUGUUGGCAGCUGAACGUGUUCUAAAAUAUUUGAAAGGAACACUAGGACAUAGCUUGCAUUAUGCGAGCAACUUCAGUUUAGAAGUUAGCAUGUUCUCUGAUGCAGAUUGGGCAUCAUGUCCAGACACAAGACGUUCAGUUUCUGGUUUUUGCUUGUUCAUUGGAUCCUCGUUGGUGUCUUGGCGCUCGAAGAAACAACACACCAUCUCUAGAUCAUCGACGAAAGCCGAGUACAGAGUCAUGGUCGUUGCUUGCUGUGAGGUUGUGUGGAUAACAACACUCCUUGCAGAUUUUGGGGUUGUUCUUAAGUGCCCUACUCCUCUUUAUUGUGAUAAUCAGGCAGCCAUUUAUCACUUCAAAUCCAGUCUUCCAUGA